AUGCUGGGAGGUUACCAGGACGGAUACUCACGUCCUCGGGAUGGCUCUAGAUCGAGCUCCUCCAACACGACCCCCACCUCGACCGCCCCGCCAACCGUAGGCUCUGCUCGGCUUGCUGCGCAAUCCAACGAUGUCCCCGCCUACAUCAAUUCCCAAACUCCCACCUACCAUCCUCACUCUCACCCCCAAACCCCAGACUCCCACUUCCCUCCGCCGCCCAUGACCUCUCACUCUAGUUAUGGGAUUCAACCCGACCAUCCGUCUGCCUCCAACCCUCAGCAUGCCUACGCCCAGCCUCAACCCCAGCCUAGCCAUGCCUCAACCGACCAGGACAACGACCACCCUAUGACCUCCGGCCCUUCCACCUACGCUCAAAACUCCCCCGAAUCCCCGCGUUUACACCCGACUUCCCGCUCCAUGCAAUCCGUACCUGGCUCCGAAGCCAACUCCCCGAGUCGGAUCCGUGUCCAGAGCUUGUCGCACAUCCAGAGCCUAGCCAGCGAAGACUUCCUCGCCCAGUCGCAGAGAUCACAUCUCCCCGGCCAUGGACUCCAACCGCGCAAAUAUGAGAUCAGCUCGAUGCCCGUCACUGAUAUCAUCGAGAUGGUCGCCGGCCUUCUCACCAAAAUUACCACCACCAACGAUAAACACCACGAGGAUAUCCAUCGCCACAUUCCACCUCCCGACGGGACAAGCAAUCUCAGUCCACAAGCGACCAGCGUUCUUGCCUUCCACGGCAAAAACGUUCCCAGCAUUACCAUCCUCAGCUAUCUUACCCGCAUACAUAAAUAUUGCCCUACUACAUACGAGGUUUUCCUCAGUUUGCUGGUCUAUUUUGACCGUAUGACCGAGCUGGUCAACCAGGACCAGUCACAAAUUCGCUGGGAGGGAUCCUCGAUUGAACCAUCCGGAUCAUCCGACAACCAACAUCAACAUCAACAACACCAACACACACCGGAUCACUCGAUAGUAACACCGCCAUCAUCCACGCGAAUGACCGCACAGGACCCAAAGAGUCCCAACUCCUCCAUAUCACCCGGUUUAUAUCCCCAAGGCGAAGACGGAAACCUGUCCCACUUUUUCGUCGUCGAUAGCUUUAAUAUUCAUCGACUGGUCAUCGCAGGCGUGACUUGCGCGAGUAAAUUUUUCUCCGACGUGUUCUAUACCAAUUCCCGAUAUGCAAAGGUUGGCGGCCUCCCAUUAGUAGAGCUGAAUCACCUUGAGCUCCAAUUCCUCCUGUUAAACGACUUCCGUCUCGCAAUCCCAGUUGAAGAACUGGAGGCCUACGGCACAAUGCUAGUAGAAUUUUACGCGCGAGAAGUUGUCGCGCAACAAGCCCAGGAGCGCGCGAUGGCCAUACCAAGAGCCAUCAACCCGCCCUCAGAUCCACACUCAGAGGCCAUGUAUAUGCGCUCCUCCCGCGAUAAACGACAACCAGGUCUAGGGCAAACACCCACCCCGCCCUAG
Messenger RNA from Penicillium waksmanii, 1467 nucleotides. Its product is annotated as putative cyclin-dependent protein kinase complex component. The coding region runs from base 1 to 1467 and encodes 488 amino acids. Gene Ontology annotation, cellular component: nucleus; cyclin-dependent protein kinase holoenzyme complex. Lineage: Eukaryota; Fungi; Ascomycota; Eurotiomycetes; Eurotiales; Aspergillaceae. Gene Ontology annotation, biological process: regulation of cyclin-dependent protein serine/threonine kinase activity. The transcript is spliced from 2 exons. Gene Ontology annotation, molecular function: protein kinase binding; cyclin-dependent protein serine/threonine kinase regulator activity. The record is from RefSeq and is a predicted model, not a curated record.